Dalotia coriaria is the source of this 4152-nucleotide messenger RNA. RefSeq names its product phosphatidylinositol 3-kinase 59F (gene Pi3K59F). NCBI's taxonomy places the organism in Eukaryota, Metazoa, Arthropoda, Insecta, Coleoptera, Staphylinidae. Gene Ontology annotation, biological process: autophagy of peroxisome; phosphatidylinositol-3-phosphate biosynthetic process; phosphatidylinositol-mediated signaling. The record is from RefSeq and is a predicted model, not a curated record. The transcript is spliced from 6 exons. The coding region runs from base 111 to 2882 and encodes 923 amino acids. Gene Ontology annotation, cellular component: phosphatidylinositol 3-kinase complex, class III, type I; cytoplasm; phagophore assembly site. Gene Ontology annotation, molecular function: 1-phosphatidylinositol-3-kinase activity.
GCGAUUUCAACACACUAUCCAGUAAAUAAAAAGUAAAGUAAAUAAAAUUUACCGCUGGUUAACGCGUAAAAUGCAAUAAUUUCCCUGUUGAACAGUGAAAAUCAUUGAUAAUGGAGACGGAUCUACAUCGUGCUCUUCAAGAGAAGUUUCAUUAUGUCUAUAGUUCGUCGCUCAAGCAGAAAAUACAAAUUAAAAUAGGAACACUCGAAGGUAAACAGAACAAGCCCGAGUAUGAUAAACUCCUAGAAGAUCCUAUGCUUAAAUAUUCCGGGAUAUAUCAAGAUAAAUGCGCUGAUUUAAUGGUAAUAUGUCAAGUUUACGACCAGAAUGAGCCAUUGGCAUUACCUAUUAGUACAUCGUACAAAAGUUUCACAAACAGAUGGAAUUGGAAUGAAUGGAUGACCUUGCCAAUUGAAUACAAAGACUUACCAAGAUCUGCACUACUUGCAAUGACUAUCUACGAUUGUGGAGGAUUAAACAAGAUGACACCAAUUGGCGGCACAACAAUUUCACUGUUUAGUAAAUACGGCGUGUUUCGUCAAGGGAUGUUGGAUCUGCGUGUGUGGCCGAAUCGCGUGGCAGAUGGAACUGUUCCAACUACAACUCCAGGGAAAACAAAGGAUAAUGGAAAGGAACAGAUGCAAAGGUUGGCGAAGUUGGCAAAAAAACAUCGGAAUGGUAUUAUGACCAAAGUUGAUUGGUUAGAUAGACUGGCAUUCAGGGAGUUAGAAAAGAUCCACGACAACGAAAAACGUUCCUCUGAUUAUAUGUACUUAAUGAUUGAGUUCCCAACGCUUGUUAUCGAUAAAACAAUACAUUAUAUUGUUUAUUUCGAGCAGGAUGGCGAAGAAGUUUAUCAAUUCCGCGUACAACCUGAUAUUGUAACAGUUCCGGAUCAUGAAAUUUUAAAAGAUAAUCUCGUUGAGAAUAAACAUCAUAAACUAGCGCGUUCCGUCCGCAGUGGCAUAUCCGACAAAGACGCGAAACCAAACGCACAAAUCCGCGACAUCUUGAACACAAUAGUAUCCUAUCCACCAACAAAACAACUCUCAAAUGAAGAACAAGAUCACGUCUGGAAGUUCCGUUUCUAUCUGAGUAAUCAAAAGAAAGCGCUGACAAAAUUCCUCAAAUGUGUCAACUGGGAUCAACCGAGUGAAGUACGCCAAGCACUAUCCAUGCUUGAAAACUGGGCACCGAUGGAUGUUGAAGACGCAUUGGAACUUCUAAGUCCUAAUUUUACACAUCCGGAAGUGCGUCAAUAUGCAAUCGGAAGAUUACAACAAGCUCCCGAUGAGGAUCUCAUGUUGUAUCUGUUACAACUCGUCCAAGCAUUGAAAUACGAAGAUUUCACCACGAUUAAAGAAGCGUAUGUCAAGGUAUCUCCUAAUAAAUUAAUACCCCAGGUGAAUAUUGAAAAGGAAUUGUGUGAACAAGGCGAAUUGAGUCGUUCGAUGAGUUACCAACAGAGUUCCAUAAUGAUUAAAGAUGAGAGUAUGAUCACAAGUGGAGUAUCUGUAGAAGCUGAAGCAAUGCAGAGGGCGAUAACUAUGCCAGAGAAUCUCUUGAAUGUGAAUACAGAUAGUGCGAAUACUGAUACAUUGCAAAGUGAGUUGAAAGAAGAGGAAGCGCAGGAUUUGGCGUCGUUUUUAAUCAAACGCGCUUGUAGAAAUUCAGACCUCACGAAUUACUUCUACUGGUAUUUGUUGAUUGAAUGUGAAGGUGAGGAACACACCAUGAAGCAGGAUGUGGUUAUACGUGACAUGUACGAUACAGUAUUGAAGACAUUCCUGAAGACGUUGAGUAAAGGCCCGCCGGAGAUGCAGAAACGACAUGAUUUUCUCGAUCGCCAGCAGAAAUUCGUCAAUAAACUGGUGCAAAUCAUCAAAUCAGUAUCGUGUGAGACCGGCACACGUAAGAAAAAAAGUGAUAAACUUCAACAACUUCUUAAAGAAAACGAUCUGAAGUUUAAUUUCACAAAAUUCGAGGCGAUUCCAUUCCCGUUGGAUUCCAACGUUCAGAUUAAGGCUGUCAUACCAGAAAAGGCGAGUUUAUUCAAAUCUUCAUUAAUGCCUUCGAAGUUACACUUUGUCACCAGUCAGGAUACGGAAUACGUGGCCAUUUUUAAAAAUGGCGAUGAUUUGCGUCAGGAUCAACUCAUUCUGCAGAUGAUCACGUUGAUGGAUAAAUUAUUACGACGAGAGAAACUGGAUUUGAAAUUAACUCCGUAUAGAGUGCUUGCAAUGAGUACCAAACAUGGUUUAGUACAGUUUAUUGAUUCGAUACCAGUUGCUGAGGUUUUAACUAAUGAGGGAACAAUCCAGAACUUCUUCCGGAAGAAUCAUCCAUCCGAAACAGGCCCCUAUGGUAUUUCUCCUGAAAUAAUGGAUACCUAUGUGCGUUCAUGCGCUGGGUAUUGUAUCAUAACCUAUUUGUUAGGCGUGGGUGACCGCCAUCUUGAUAAUUUACUCCUAACCACAAACGGUAAACUGUUUCACAUUGAUUUCGGUUAUAUUCUCGGACGUGAUCCGAAACCUUAUCCACCUCCGAUGAAACUCAGCAAGGAAAUGGUCGAGGGUAUGGGCGGGAUGAACUCUGAUCAUUAUCAAGAGUUCCGAAAACAAUGCUACACAGCAUUUCUUGCAUUAAGACGCCAUGCGAAUUUAAUCGUGAAUUUAUUUUCAUUGAUGGUGGAUGCAAGCGUGCCUGACAUCGCUUUGGAACCUGAUAAAGCUGUGCAGAAGGUACAGGAUAAACUAAUGUUGGAUUUGAAUGAUGAGGCGGCCGUUAGACAACUACAGAAGUUGAUCGAUGAUUCCGUCACAGCCUAUUUCGCGCAUUUUGUUGAACAUGUGCAUAAAUUCGUGCAAUACUGGAGGAAAUAAGAUAUCAUGCCGGUGUAGAAAAAGUCACUCACCGCGAUGUAAGCAGCAUCACGUUCAAUGAGAUCCGCCAAUUUGAAAAGAAGACGGCCUCGUUGCGUGGCGUCGGUGGUACGCCAUGGGGACCCUAACUUGAAUGCCUGCGCGGCGGCGGCGACUGCCGCUUCCACAUCGGCCUUACCGCCCUUUUCCACGCGAGUGAUCGCUUUGCCUGUUGCUGGAUUGAUCGUCUCGAAAGUGUCGCCGCUUUUUGACUUGUGCCAUUCGUUAUUGAUGAAAACCUGUUAUCGUAGAAUUGAGUUAACAACAUGGUUGUUGAGGUAGUUAUUUUUAGACUUUAAUUGAUUCGAAAUUAUAAAUACUUACGCCAGUGUAGAGAAUCUCUGGGUUUGGUUUGGGUUGAGGUAACGCCGGUGCGGAAUAACAGCGUUUGCCCACAGUGCUGAUUUUUCUAAUCGCACGCAACAUUUUCACUUUUGAUUAGUUUUUUUAUUCUUAACGGCAAGUAGAGUUGUUAUUGGACAGAUGUUGGCUCGUCAGCGACUUGGAGCGAUAUGAAUUUUAAUUGCGUGUACGAGUGGAGUCGAUGUGCGUUGAACGACGAGUAAACUGAGAAAACGAAGCACGUUUUGGCACUGACACAACCAACUGACGCGUUUCGGCGCACUUCAAGGAGAACGCGAGUGAGGAUUAAAAAUAUUCCACCGGCAACUCGUAGUUCUGCAAGAAAUACUUAUUACGUAUGUAUUCUGUACGUUUAGUGUCUUCUUGUUUGUAUUCACAUGUAAACAAACACCGGUAAAGUUCAAUAUUCUACUCACAUGUGUGUGAGAUUAUCCAAUAAGGCAAGGAUAGGGAUAUAGAUUUAGUAUGUGUAAGAAUAAGAUGCGAUUAUCUGAGAUUAUGAUGUUUAAUGCCGCGGAUUAGUGUCGCGAUAUUGCAGGCGCUUUGAAGGUCAUGUAGUUUUUGCGCUGCGUCCGUAGUUUUGCUUUUGCAGUAUACAUUUCAUGCAUUGUGUUGCGCUAUUGAAUACAUAGGAAUUUUAACAGUGUUUUUAUGCAUUGUGUUAUGAUUACCUUGCAAAUUGUGUGUUGUGUUUAAAAUUUUGUGCUAUUUUUAGCGUAUUUCACUUCAUUUUGAUAAAUAAAUGGUAAAAUAUGUUUAAAUUUGCAGGUGAUUAUUAGUAAAUGAUAUUGUAUUAUGUAUUGCUUGUGUUUUAUGUUUUUAUUGUACUGUGUUAUGCUUUUUUUUAAAUAAAAUUCAUUAUCACUAA